AUGGCCGAUGUUCAAUUCGAUCUCAGUCUACAAAAUUUCACGACCCAUGAUAUUGAUCAGUUGCAAAAUAUUGCUGUUCGUAUUUCGAAUCCAUCAUCACGACCAGAUACACCAUGCCUUAUGCUAGCUGCUCAUUAUGACUCUGUGGAAUUCAGUUCAGGCGGUAGUGACGACGGUUCAGGCGUUGUUACUCUUCUGGAAGUUUUCUCGAAUCUGGUCAAUGAUCCCAUCAUCACAUUCGAUCAAGUACAUCUCAUUGUCUUAUUCACCAGUGCUGAAGAACUUGGUUUGAGAGGCGCUGCAGCAUUCAUCAGUAAUCAUACCUGGAAAACAAGCGUUCGACGAUUUAUCAAUAUUGAUUCAACUGGUGGCAACGGCAAAGCCAUUCUUUUUCGUGUCAAACCAUCACAGAUUGUUAUCGACUAUGCAAGAGUACCAAGACCUCAUGCCAAUGUCAUAGGAAAUGAAGUUCUGGAUUUGCUCGGAAGGGACACAGAUUACAGCGAAUUUGCCACGAGAGGUUCAUUGUCCGGAUACGAUUUUGCAUUCUACCUCGAUGGUUACAGUUAUCAUACAUUACUCGAUCGACCAUCAACUGUUGAAGAAGGUGCUCUGCAGCAUCUAGGCGAGAAUACACUUGCUCUAUCCCGUCUAAAAAUAUCGACUUCAUCAUUUCCUAAUCCUCUACGUGAUCAUGAUCACAAAGAACAAUAUCAUCUUCGUUACUCAUUCUAA
Rotaria sordida is the source of this 735-nucleotide messenger RNA. The record is from the annotation of a GenBank genome assembly. Lineage: Eukaryota; Metazoa; Rotifera; Eurotatoria; Philodinida; Philodinidae.